AUGGCGAUGCAUCUAGCAACCUACUAUCAACACACACACCCACGAGCAUACGGCGCCCCAAGUGCGCCCUCCAACCCCUACACACGCCAACCACAGCAGCACACCUACCAGCGGGAACACCCUCAGUCGCCGCCAUCGCCACCUGCGGAAGAAAAGAAGCCCUCUCUGCCCUCACUCCCGUCCAUCUCGAGCCUACUGGAGAUUGCUGGUGGUGAUAACACUGCGUCCGAAACAGGUUCCAUGCAGCAACCACCACAGCCACAGACGACCCGACCUGAGCAAACACCCGCCUACAGUGCAGCACCCCAAGCCGUGAACACCCACAGGAUGACUCUGCCGCCGACUCCGCCUAUGCAUUCAGAUGUCGCUGGCGACGGCAACCGCUCACCUUCAGCUGCUUCCUCCCACUCAGCGGCGUCAGCGCCGUACUACAGUGGCUCGUUGAACAACCUUGAGCCUCACCAACAGCGCCAACCGACGGCUGCAAUGCCCCCCAUGAAGCGCGACUCGAUGCAAGCGCACUCAAUGUCCCCGUAUGGUGCCUCGGUCUACGCCCAGUCUCCCUACGUUUCCUCGCCCAGCGGUACAUCAGCGACUUCCUUCUACUCCCCCGAGCAACAUUCCUAUGGCAACAUGGGCAUGUAUGCGCAGAGACCGCUCCCUUCACACUUCCAGCCCCAAGGGAUGCCCCUCCCGGUACCUGUUCCCAGCCCUGGUGCCACUGGCUCCAACCCAUGGCAACACCACCACUACAUCAGCACGUCCAGCCAGUCAGCAUUUCCUCAGUCGCAAGAUCGCUACAUAUGCUCGACGUGCAACAAGGCUUUCUCGAGACCAAGCAGUCUGCGCAUACACAGCCACAGCCAUACCGGCGAGAAGCCUUACAAGUGCCCUCAACCAGGCUGUGGCAAAGCUUUCAGCGCGUCAGGCGAACCAGCAUCAUCAGUUCAGACCAGCGGCUCAACCAACAGUCUUUAG
This is a messenger RNA of Parastagonospora nodorum SN15, 978 nucleotides long. RefSeq lists its product as hypothetical. Bases 1 to 978 code for a protein of 325 amino acids. Lineage: Eukaryota; Fungi; Ascomycota; Dothideomycetes; Pleosporales; Phaeosphaeriaceae. The transcript is spliced from 4 exons. Gene Ontology annotation, cellular component: nucleus. The record is from RefSeq and is a predicted model, not a curated record.